AAUGGGAAAGUAGCAGCUGAAGGAGGGAAAACUCCCUCGUCUGAAGACGGUUUGAUCAGUCAUGGCUUCUGAACUCCACGAAGCCAUUUUUAUGGCCAAACAAGAGAAACACAAGAAUCUUUUCCUAAACUACAGAAACCUCAAUAAUUUCCCCGUGGAGCUGCUGAAAGAUGAAGGCAUGCAGUUCCUUGAGCGUCUCUUUAUGAAGAGAAAUUCCCUCACCACACUGCCAGAGAAUCUGGCUCAGAAAAUUCCCAACCUCAUUGAACUCUACCUGCACUCAAACAACAUUGCAAUAAUUCCUCAAGCAAUCGGUGAGCUGGUGAAGCUGCAGUCAUUGGACCUGAGUGACAACGCUCUGCAAAUCAUCUGCCCAGAGAUUGGUCAGCUGCGCUCAUUACGACACCUAAGAUUGGCCAACAAUCAACUCAAAUUCCUCCCGCAAGAGCUGGGAGAUCUGCGAGAGCUAGAGACUCUGGAUGUGUCGAUGAAUCUCCUGAGGACUCUUCCUGAGCGUCUCCAUCAGUGUGUGUCUCUGCAGUGUCUGACGGCGGACCGAAACCUGUUGCACUGCCUCCCUCGCCAGCUCUGCCUGCUGCCUGACCUCAACGAGCUCUCCAUGGCCGCCAACUGCCUGACAUCACUUCCUCUCGAUCUGGGACGCUCCAUGGAGCUGCAGUUUGUGUUCGUAGACAACAAUGCUCAUCUAAAGGGUCUUCCGUCGUAUCUUUAUAACAAAGUCAUCGGCUGCAGUGGAUGUGGUCUGGCUCUGCAGAUCUCGGACGUGAAGCAGCUCUGCUUGACAAUGGGAGAUGUAACUGUUCCUCUGCCCUCUGAAGUGAAGGCCAUCGGCUCCGAGUCUGAACAAGUGCUGCCUCUAGAAGAGCUGGCCUGCAGGGUCUUGCACGCGGCCUACGACUGGACCUGUAAAGAUGUGAAGCUCCGAACUCCAUUCCUGAUGCCCAAGAGUCUGCUAGAUGUGGUUCAGUGGCCUCUGGGUCACUGUCACCGCUGCAGUCAGCCCAUGUUCACCAUCAUCUACCCCAAACUCUUCCCUCUCAGAGAAACCGCCCUCGCUGGAGUGCACAGGAGAAGCACAGUGAGUUUUGUAGCGUACUGCUGCUCCAGCCGGUGUAUGAGCACGUUUGACCUGCAGGCCUGACGAUGGGCCUUCAUCAACACUCAUCGGCUUUUAUCUUCACUGAGGGCUUGAAGAAGCUCUCACCCGAAGGACAGACAGACAGACAGACAGAGAAAACUGACACCUGUCUGAGCUUCAGAAACACACCCCACUGUCCAGCAUCCUGAGGAACAAAAACCAGCAUUCGGGUAAACCCAAUGACAUUUCACAAAUGAAUGUAGGAUGAGAGUCAAGGUAUUGUUUGUUUUGGGAUGAUUACGGUUUACUGUAAUCAAAAGGUUGCAUACUGCAUAAUUUAUUCUGUGUUUCAGAGUUGUGCUGUUCAAUAGUUAAUCAUGACUUACUGCGUACAAAUGAAGAGUUUGUGUUUACAUGUGUAAAUGUGUGUAUGUUUAUUAUGCAUAUAGACAUGGAAACAUUCAUGUACACUGUAAAAACAAAAAGUUGACUCAACCUAAAGUUUUGAGGCUACAAACUUCAGGACGUUUUUGAGUUGACUCAACUUUCAACCCAAUUACUUCACUUG
Messenger RNA from Danio rerio (zebrafish), 1667 nucleotides. Lineage: Eukaryota; Metazoa; Chordata; Actinopteri; Cypriniformes; Danionidae. The record is from RefSeq and is a predicted model, not a curated record.